Molecule: messenger RNA, 1272 nt
Organism: Lactuca saligna
Lineage: Eukaryota; Viridiplantae; Streptophyta; Magnoliopsida; Asterales; Asteraceae
Source: the annotation of a GenBank genome assembly
AUGUCGUCUUCAAACUUGUUAUUUUUCUCUCUAACUCUAUUAAUCAUCACACUCUCCCCCAUACCAAAUUUCGCUUCUCCUUCUUUGGAGGAAGCCAAUGCUCUUCUUAAAUGGAAAGCAAGCCUUGAAAUCCCCAAAAACUCCUUACUCUCUUCAUGGAUUCCCCUCCCUUUGAAUUCCAGUGCAUCAGUUCCAUGCACUUCUUGGUUUGGAGUAGUUUGCAAUUCUGAUGGGAGCAUUCAGAAGUUGAACCUCACAUCAUCCGGAUUAAUGGGUACGCUUCAUCAAUUUCCAUUCUCUUUGCUACACAAUCUUGUGCAUUUUGAUCUCAGUGUAAACAACUUCUUUGGCCCCAUCCCACCAGAAAUCCAUCUUUUGUCCAAACUUGUAUAUCUUGAUUUUUCAUUGAACAAGUUUUCUGGAGUAAUCCCACCUGAAAUUGGAAACCUGCACCAGCUAACCUUCUUGUACCUAUCCUUAAACAAUAUAUCUGGCUCUAUUCCUUCGUCAUUGGGUGAUUUGACAUCUUUGAAUGUCCUUUAUUUGUUCCGCAAUUACCUCUCUGGUCCCAUUCCUAUUGAAUUUGGGAAUUUGAAGUCUCUUACUGAUCUUGCUGUGAAUGAGAAUCAACUUAAUGGCUCUAUUCCUUCGUCAUUGGGUGAUUUGACAUCUUUGAAUGUCCUUUAUUUGUACCACAAUUACCUUACUGGUCCCAUUCCUAUUGAACUUGGGAAUUUGAAGUCUCUCACUCGUCUUGAUGUGAGCUUCAAUAUACUCAGUGGUUCUAUUCCUUUAUCUCUAGCAAACCUGAGUAACCUACAGCUUCUGUACCUCGAUUGGAAUAAAUUAUCCGGCCCCAUUCCCAUUGAACUUGGGAAUUUGAAGUCUCUCACUUAUCUUCAGGUGGCUGUGAAUCAACUUAAUGGUUCUAUUCCUUCAUCAUUGGGUAAUUUGACAUCUUUGAAUGUUCUUUAUUUGCACACCAAUCAACUCUCUGGUCUCAUUCCUACUGAAAUUGGGAAGUUGAAGUCUCUCACUCAUCUUUCGGUGAGAGGAAAUCAGCUUAGUGGUUUUAUUCCUUCAUCAUUAGGUGAUUUGACAUCUUUAAUUCUCCUUUAUAUGCAUAACAAUGAGCUUGCUGGUCCCAUUCCUAGUGAACUUGGGAAGUUGAAGUCUCUCACUGAUUUCCAGGUGAACAACAAUCAAAUUAGUGGUUCUCUUCUUCCAGAGUUUGGAAAUUUAACUCAACUACGAAGACUUAAUCUGUCUUGA